CCCCCCCACCGAUCCGUCUGCUGGCUCGGUUUCCUGCACGCAAACAAAACUUUCCUGCUUUGCGCUGCGACGACCCGGAAUGUUGGAUUGAUUCCCUCAACUGUUUCCGAGGAAAAAGAACAAAAAACGCAAAGGAUGUACAGCUUUAUGGGAGGCGGGUUGUUCUGCGCCGGAGUCGGGAACAUACUCCUCAUCGUCUCUACGGCAACCGACUACUGGAUGCAGUACCGCCACUCCAGCAACUACAUGCACCAGGGCCUGUGGCGGUACUGUGUGCCUGGGAAGUGCAUGACGCACUCCGACAGCAUCGCGUACUGGGACGCCACUCGGGCCUUCAUGAUUCUCUCCCUGCUGGCUUGUUUCAUCGGCAUCGUGAUCGGCAUCAUGGCCUUCGUCCACUACUCUUCCUUCGACGGCUUUGACAAGACGUUUGCGGCCGGGAUCCUCUUCUUCAUCUCCUGCUUCUUUGUGCUGCUGGCCAUGGCCGUCUACACGGGGGUGACGGUCAACUACUACGGGAAACGCUAUGGCAGCUGGCGAUUCUCCUGGUCCUACAUCAUGGGCUGGGUGGCGGUGGUGCUCACCUUUUUCUCAGGUAUCUUCUACAUGUGUGCCUACCGGAUGCACGAAUGCCCAAGGAACUCCAACUCGCGCUGAGCUGCUUUCAGUCUGCAAGCGAAACCACGUGGCUGAGAUGGUCCGGCGUCGACGUGAAUCUUCCUGACAACUUCCUGUAACUCGUCACGUUCAACGAUAAGCAAAAAUAAAGGAGAAAAAAAGUGUU
Molecule: messenger RNA, 784 nt
Organism: Poeciliopsis prolifica (blackstripe livebearer)
Lineage: Eukaryota; Metazoa; Chordata; Actinopteri; Cyprinodontiformes; Poeciliidae
Gene: lim2.3
Product: lens intrinsic membrane protein 2.3
Exons: 5
Coding region: 136-657 (173 amino acids)
Cellular component (GO): plasma membrane
Molecular function (GO): structural constituent of eye lens
Source: RefSeq, a predicted model, not a curated record